UUUUUUUCCCAUCGCCCAGGUGCUCCGGCGGCUGCAGCGCGGGCGGUGCGAUGAAGUUCCAGCCUGACGUCAGCUCAUCGCGGCGCAAGUCGCGCAAGGCGCACUUCAAUGCGUCGUCGUCGCAGCGGCGGAUCAUUAUGAGCUCAGCGCUGUCGAACGAGCUUCGGAAGAAGCACUCUGUGCGUUCGAUGCCCGUGCGGAAGGAUGACGAGGUUUCCGUCGUGCGGGGCACGUACAAGGGGCGCGAGGGCAAGGUGAUCCAGUGCUACCGCAAGAAGUGGGUCAUCCACAUCGACCGCAUCACGCGCGAGAAGCAGUCGGGGGCGACGGUGCAGGUGGGCAUCCAUCCGUCCAAGUGCGUCAUCACGAAGCUGAAGCUCGACAAGGACCGCCGCGCCAUCCUCGAGCGCAAGGCCCCGUCCAAGGCCAAGAAGGGCAAGUACACGGAGCAGGACGCCGCGAUGCAGGAUGUGGACUGAGCCCGCCCUAGCACCCCCCACAGGGGCCUCAGUGAUGCGCUCUCUGUUGUUUUUUGUCUCCGUUUCAAACGACUACUGUAAAUCCAA
Emiliania huxleyi CCMP1516 is the source of this 566-nucleotide messenger RNA. RefSeq lists its product as hypothetical. Gene Ontology annotation, biological process: cytoplasmic translation; ribosomal large subunit biogenesis. Gene Ontology annotation, cellular component: ribosome; cytosolic large ribosomal subunit. NCBI's taxonomy places the organism in Eukaryota, Haptophyta, Isochrysidales, Noelaerhabdaceae. The transcript is spliced from 5 exons. The record is from RefSeq and is a predicted model, not a curated record. Gene Ontology annotation, molecular function: structural constituent of ribosome; RNA binding. The coding region runs from base 51 to 479 and encodes 142 amino acids.